Cutaneotrichosporon cavernicola is the source of this 2769-nucleotide messenger RNA. RefSeq lists its product as uncharacterized. Gene Ontology annotation, cellular component: membrane. The record is from RefSeq and is a predicted model, not a curated record. The transcript is spliced from 2 exons. Gene Ontology annotation, biological process: transmembrane transport. The coding region runs from base 1 to 2769 and encodes 922 amino acids. NCBI's taxonomy places the organism in Eukaryota, Fungi, Basidiomycota, Tremellomycetes, Trichosporonales, Trichosporonaceae. Gene Ontology annotation, molecular function: ATP binding; ATP hydrolysis activity; ABC-type transporter activity.
AUGUACAGGUACAUAUCUUAUCUGGACAUGCUGAUCAAAGUGUGUAAGAGCGCGUCGGCGUGCGUCUCGGCUCUGAGCAAGUUCUACAAUUCGUCCAAUGCGAUCUCGUCCGCCGCCCUCGAUACGACCAUGACCUGCUCGAAUGUGCCCACCGUAUACUCGGCCUCGCAGAUGUCGUGUAGCGUCAACCAGCCGACGUUACAGGCCAUCUUUCCCGGCGUGGCGGAAUUAACUAUUUCGCGCUCACUCAAUUCGUCGCGCGUCCCGGGUUCCGACCGCGCGCUCAACCAGGCCGGCAUUGCUAGCGGAACGGCCGAGGCUUGGGCCCAACUCUGGCUUAACGGCAUCGAACAGUUCUACUGUCACGCAACAGAGUGUAACCAGACCAUUACGCAGAAAAGCACCUUCAAUUCGUCGCUGUGGGAGUGCACCGGGCUCGCGUGUACUUGUCGGCCUGGGUCGUCGUUCUGCGGCGGCGGCCAAGCGGCCGCCCAGAACCUCACGGGCCCGAUUAAUGGUCUCACGGGACCUCUGUUGAUCGACUGCGGCGAUGGCACGUGCCAGUUCAAACAGUCAUUCUUGAACGCCCUCUUUGGUGCAAACGGCCUCACAUUGUCCGACUGCUCAUUCGGAGAAUGUGUCGAGCAGUUCGUCAUCAACCAGGCGAUGGGAAUUGUCGGCCACACCAGCACCAGUGAUGGGUUGAGCGGCGGCGUGAUUGCUGGCUUGGCGGUCGUUGGCGCCAUCAUCCUCGCCAUUAUUUUGAUUACGAUCUGGGGUCUCAUCGUGCGUAACAAGGCGCGCAAGGCUGUUGGCGACGCUGCGUUCGAGAAGCGCGGUUCUGGGGUCGGGCUAGCGUGGAGCGGGGUUGGAUACGAAGUCAAGUCGCACGGCCGGGGACUAUACGCCACGACAUUGAGCUGGUUACGUGGUUGGGGUUCGCCGACGACCCACGCCCACGACCAGGAGGACGGGUCUGGGAUCGGACCGAAUGGUGGCCGUAUCGUGCUCCGCGAUACGCGCGGUGACCUCCCGGCCGGUGGAUUCUGCUGUGUCCUCGGCCCCUCGGGUGCCGGCAAGUCGACGCUCAUCGACAUUCUCGCGGGUAAGCGCAAGGCCGGCCGCGUAGAGGGCAAGGUCGCGUAUAUCCACGACGGGCACCAGCGCGUCAAGGUCGGCUACUGCGACCAGUCUGACGUUCUCUCACCAACCGCGACCGUGCUCGAGACCCUCCAGUUCGCAGCAUACCUCCGCCUCCCCGAGAACAUUCCCAAGGCAGUCAAGGACGAGCGCGCGCUCCAGGUUCUCCACGAGCUGGGACUGGAACACAUUGCCCAAACUCGCGUCGGGUCCGGCGAACACCGCGGCAUCUCGGGCGGCGAGAUGCGUCGCGUCUCGAUCGGCGUCGAACUCGUCGCUGAUCCCGACGUGCUUGUUCUCGACGAGCCUACGUCCGGCCUCGACUCGGUCAGCGCCGCUCGUAUCGUGUCCCUCCUCAAAGCACUUGCUGAGGAGCACCGUACCACCAUCAUCGCAUCGAUCCACCAGCCCAGCUCGGCACUGUACCACUCUUUCGCGCAGGUAUUGCUCCUCGCCAACGGCCGCCAACUCUACUUCGGUCCUGGAGGUUCGGUGCCAGCAGACUUCUUCGCCAAGUACGGAUACCCCUGUCCGCCGGGGUACAAUGUCGCCGACCACCUGAUCGAAAUCGCCACCGAGAACCCACAAGGUCUCCCAACCGGUGCUGAUGCGGCGCUCUCAACUCGUCCUCCAAUCGACUCAUACGCGUCCGACAACUCGCAUAAGGCUGAACAAGAUGGUAACAUCCCCCUAAAAACUUUGAGUCGGAUGAGCAACGAAUUCGAUCUAGCCCAAAUCCAGCAGGCGAGCACUGAGCGAAAGUGGUGGCCAACCUCGCACCCAGCCACGACCUUCCUCACCCAGCUCGGCGUACUCGCAACCCGCGAGUGGAGAAUGCUCAUGCGCGACAAGACCCUCCUCCUAACCCACGUCCUUAUAUCAGCCAUCAUUGGCGUCUUUGCAGGCGGCCUAUACUUCAACGUCAACCUAACCAUUGCGGGGUUCCAGAACCGCGUUGGAUCACUCUUCUUCCUCGGCGCCCUCAUUAGCUUUACCUCGCUGAGUGCGCUGAACAACAUGGUCGAGAUGCGGCCCCUCUUCCUCCGCGAACGUUCUGGCGACUAUUACAGCCCGCAGGCCUGGCUUGUCUCGCGUCUGCUCUUUGAUGUAGUGCCCCUCCGCAUCUUGCCCGCCAUUAUCGUUUCCGUUAUCUUGUAUUUCAUGGUCGGGCUCGCGCACAACGCUGCAAACUUCUUCAAGUUCCUUCUGAUUGCGGUCGAGUUCGCAAUCGUCAUGGCGCUGUACAACUUCCUCCUUCCCAGCGUGUUCACCCAUCCAAGUGUGGCCACUCUUCUGUCGUCCGCGUUUUUGCUGUUCAACCUGACCUUUGCUGGCUUCUUCAUCAACAUCUCCAACAUUCCCCCCGUCCUCCGCUGGCUUCGCUAUCUCGCCCCGCUUGGAUAUAUGCUCGAAGCGCUGACUGUCAACGAAGUUGGAUCGGGCCUCAUGAUCGUCGACGUGCUCCAGGGCGUUCCCAUCGAAAUCUCGGCCGUGCCAAUCAUGCAGUCGCUCUUCGGGUUCGUCGAGGGGCAUUAUUACCGCAACGUCCUGAUCCUGUUUGGGUGGAUCGCGGGGUUCCUGUUGAUGCUGGUGGGUACGGUUAUUUACUUCUUGCGCGAGAAGCGCUAG